AGAAAGUCGAAAAAAAUUGACUAUGCCACACACAUCAGGGAGAAAAAGUCAUUCUCAAAUUAUAGACGAUAUGACAAAGAUGAAUAAUGGUGUAAAGCCAACUCGUAUUGAGGUGUUAAAAAAAACUCACAUUAGAGCGAAUAAACAACCAGUAAAUGAGAUAGCUGGUGAAGUUAUGAAACAAAUGGAUGAUCUUGCCGAGGUGUAUCCUGAGUUGAAUGUCCCUGGAAGUGCUCCUAAUGAUGUGUACUCCCAAGUAAUGGGAUCAGACACUCAUGGAAUUGUCCGAACUCUAGGAAAAGGAGCAUCUCUUAGCUUAGUAUAUGGCCCCGUAUAUAAACGAUCUCAGGCUGAAAAAAGAGAUUUUGAUUCAAGGGUUGAGAUGGAAGUUCAAAAAGCUACCUCAGCUAGGAAAAUUGAGAUGACAGAGAAGAUGCAUGAAGCAAAAAAAGAGAUGGAAGUGAUGGAUAAAAAUUUGUUAGAAGCAAAAGAGGAAGCAAAAGAGAAUAACGAAGUGAUGGAGAGAAAAUUAUCAGAAGCAAAAAUGGAUAUGGAAGAAAUUAUAGCGGAUAAAGUGAAGGAAGGAAUACAAGCAUAUGUAGAGUCUUUGGGAAUUAAUAUUGAUGCAAAUUUAAAAUCAGAGCAGGUGAAAUAA
Solanum stenotomum is the source of this 655-nucleotide messenger RNA. RefSeq lists its product as uncharacterized. The transcript has 3 exons. Bases 23 to 655 code for a protein of 210 amino acids. NCBI's taxonomy places the organism in Eukaryota, Viridiplantae, Streptophyta, Magnoliopsida, Solanales, Solanaceae. The record is from RefSeq and is a predicted model, not a curated record.